Messenger RNA from Magnolia sinica, 882 nucleotides. RefSeq lists its product as uncharacterized. Lineage: Eukaryota; Viridiplantae; Streptophyta; Magnoliopsida; Magnoliales; Magnoliaceae. The transcript is spliced from 2 exons. The coding region runs from base 1 to 882 and encodes 293 amino acids. The record is from RefSeq and is a predicted model, not a curated record.
AUGUCACGAAAUGCAAAGGCAAGCAGCAGUAGCCGAAAGGCACAAAUUAAUUGGACAUCAUAUAUAGAUGAAUGUAUGACAAAGGCCUUAGUUGAGGAAGUAUUGCUGGAAAAAAAAUCUGACAACGCUAUUCGAGAAGCUAGUAUGAAUAAAGUAGCAAAAAUUGUGAUGGAAACAUUUUCUGUGCAAGUGGAUGGAGAAAAGUGCAGGAAUCGGUUACAAACGCUUAAAAAGAAAUAUAACUUGGCAAAGCUUACACUUAGCAAAAGUGGCUUCGGUUGGGAUGAAGAAAGAAAAUGUGUUACCGCUGAACUAGACGUUUGGGAUGAAUUCAUCAAGGUGAAAAACAAGCCAUUUCCACUGCUAGCUCAGUUUGAUAUUACAUGUGGGGACGAUUCUGCUACCGGGAACGCAGUACGAACUACAUCCGAUCUUGAGAAAGAAGUCCUCCAUUCAUCUCAUUACAUGGAUGACAUCCCAUUGUCCUCAUACCCCUCUGGAUCAUAUACACCAUUUGCACCACCCGAUGAUGUAUAUUCUGACGAAACACAAGGUCAAUAUCAAUAUGGCGAAGGAAGCGGUCAAAGGGAUGUGAGAAACUCUGCUCCAAGGCCAUUAAAGAAGAAGAAGAAUGCCUCUAUUGCAUCAACUGUUAUUGAAAAGUUUGAACGCAUGCAGGAAACAAUGGAUGAAUAUGUUUCAUUCAAAACUAAAACAGCAGAAAGACUAUGGGAUGAGUUGGAGAAUAUGACAACCAUUGAUUCUGACAUGAUGUAUAGGGCCUACACAUUCCUUACGGAAAGACUGCAUUUUGCUUCUACAUUCCUAGAUCAUGUAAGUCCUAUUCAAAGGAAUGAAUGGUUGGAGAGGAUGAUUCCCUAG